AUGGAGACGUUGCCAAUCGAGAUUCAGCUCCUAGUCAUCCACGCCCUUGAUGAUGGUCAAAAAGAUAAUCUGAUCGAUUUUGAGGGGCAGUCCAAAGAUUUUGUUCCUUUACUUUGCUCCGACUAUCAAUCAGGAACGAGCCUGUUUUGUGCUGUAAAACCUUCCCCUAAUCUCCAGGACCUCCUAUCCAUCGGUCUUGUCAAUCAUUAUUUCAACGUCUUAGUGCACUCGGCACUUAAGCAGAAGAUCGAACGUAUUGGUGGCUUCGAUAUAAUCACUCAUCCCCCGUGGAGCAUUACCUAUACACAGUCUCAGAUGGCAUCAGUAGCGCCACAACCAAAGGAAAUUUUGCAUAGACUCAACACCUACAUUCACGAUAUGAGACACCUGGGAUGCAUGCAAACGUACAGACCCUGGCUUUUCGAACGAACACGACCAGCUCAACCCUUUCCAAUACCUCGACUCCCCAAGAACGAGAGAUUUGAUCCCAGCAAACUGAGCCCGUGUACUUCAGCCGUUUCAAAAUGCAAACAUAUCAAUAUGGGCGUGGACUGGAUCAUUGGCAUCCCGCAGAAUCGUCUGCUGGGUAACGGGCUCCUGGAAGAUGUGACCAUAGUUGCUUGCAUUGAGCUUAAGGCUUUGUGGGGUGAGAUCACACUGACGUAUGAUCGGAAUGUUGACGCCAUUGUUGUUUCCACAAGAGAUAUUGAUUCGGAGCUUUCGAGGGAGAAGCAGAAGUUCGCAAGGGAAAGGCAAAGAAUUGCAAGGGAGGAGAAAAAGAGGCUUGCGAUGGAGAAGAAACAGAGGCUUGCGACGGAGAGGAAGGAGAUGGUCGCGAAGCGAAAGAAGGAGAAGGUUGCGAAGCAGAAGAAAGAGAAGACCGCGAAGGGGUAG
Molecule: messenger RNA, 894 nt
Organism: Bacidia gigantensis
Lineage: Eukaryota; Fungi; Ascomycota; Lecanoromycetes; Lecanorales; Ramalinaceae
Exons: 1
Coding region: 1-894 (297 amino acids)
Source: RefSeq, a predicted model, not a curated record